GAGGCGACUGUGUGGACGAGGUUCGCUGAGGGCGGUCUCUUCAGGUCAGAGCAGACCUGGUUCAACUGUCGGAGGAGAGUCCCAGUUUCCUGCUUCAAUCCGGGAGUUUUGAAGUAGCCAUGGCGUCGGGCCCGUCCAGUGUUGUUGUGUUGGCUCUGUGUGUGACCCUGGCCCCUUACGUUUCUGCAGGGGACAGGGGCUGUCAGGCCUACAGAGAUUCAUCCAAUGUGUACCAUCCAUUCCAGUGGUGCUUUAAUGAAUUUUGCUGUGGUAGCUGCUCCAAACGAUACUGCUGUAAGGAUACUCUCUGGCGGUUUGAUGAGGAUGAUCAAGAUAAUUGUGCAGACAUUAAUUUUGCCUCACAUAGCAGACCAUUGCCCAUGAUCAUUGGUAUUGGUGGCUCUGUUGUCAUGUUGCUCAUCGCCAUCUGCUGCUGUGUGUGUCCCUGCUGCUGCCUGUACAAGGUGUGCCGCAAGCCAAGACCUGUGAUAGCUACCACCACCCACACCACAGUUGUCACCACCGCUCCUCAGCAGUAUCCCCAGCAGCCAACUGCAACACCAGGACCACCUCAGUCCUACCAGGGGGCCCAGUAUCCACCCUACCAGCCCGUACCAGUGCAGCCGGGUUAUGGAGCCCAGCCCAUGCCCCAGGGCUACGGACCUCAGCCCAUGCCAACAUCAUCCUACCACGGACAACCAUUCAACGCAUUACCGCCACCAUCAUAUCAGGAAGCCACCGGUCCUUACUACCCUCCCACCCCGAUGCCUUACAGCCAGGCUGCAUUCACUCCUGGCCAGCCAGCGUAUCCUCUGCAGCCUCCUGUCCAGCCGCAGCCCAACGCUCCACCCGCACACUCAGACUACCUAGCCCAGCCAGCAUACAACCCGGAUUUUGUUGCACCACCCAAGACUGGAUAGUAGACCACAGUGCCACGCUCUCUGCCACUUUAAACGUGCUGCAACAUUUUCGAACUUGGCAGGACUGGAAAUGUGUAAUCUGAAUCCAGAUGAGAAUUGUUUCUGAGCAUCUUCAUUCAUGUGUUUUGGUGUUGGCCAAGUAAAAAUGAUACCUUGAUACCUUUUUGGCUUGUAAUGCAUGGACUUACAAUAUACAAGUGGUGAGAUUUUUUUUUUUUUAUAAAUUCUUGUGGCUCCAUCUUAGUCAUCUUGGUAAAUUACACAUAAAACCACAGAGUCAGAUUUUUAAAGAGUAGAUGAAGUGCUUUGACAUUUUCCAGCCUUCUACACAUGCCUCAAAGUCUCCCUACUAGUCCCUGUCUAUGCUGUGCACCCCGAACCUGCCUGUUGUCUUAAUUCACCAUCUACGGCGACUGCAGUCAGACUCAGUGGUCAAACUUUGGAGGAGUUUUAGUGGUUGCGGCCAUAAUCUCAUUGCUUUCUGCCAGUUUAUUUCAGACCAAUAAAAGUGCUUUCAACCUUUUUUUUUAAAGUCAGUGAAUAGUGUGUGUUCAGAAAAAAGCCUCCAGCAAAAAGGGAACGUUCAUCAUGUCACUUCAACAAAAUAAGCCUCGCACACAGGGGAAGAGCACUUUACAUUUAAGUUUUGUGUGUUCAUGUAAAACUUCACAUUAAGGUUUGUUUUCUUUUUUUGCUCCAGUUGUUUUUCAUUAAUUGUUUUCAUUUGCUCGUCUUUCAAUAUGUGUAACUGAGCUGAAAUGCAUCGGCAACUUUGAAUCAAGUAACCAAAGGAGAUUUUUUUUUUCUUUUCAAUCAUCCAAACAUUCACAUAGUCGAGUCCACAAAAAAUACAAAUGUUAUACUUACAAAAUGCAAGAAACAACUGUGCCUUCUUAGCCUAUUAUUUAUUCCUUUUAUCAAGCUAAAGUGUAAAUGUAAUUUAGUUCCUUUGGUUACAACCCAAACUGUGCAGUGAAUCUUUAAAGGUCAUCAUUUUCAGUAUUGUUAUUUGCCUUGUCAAAUCAUAAGUUGUUGGUUUUUUUUUUGGAAAUUGUCAUCACCAUUGCCUUUAUUGGACUGUACCAGCACAACAGCCAGGUUUGAAUAAGUAGUCUGUAGAUUUUUUUUUUUAAAAUCUAAAAACCAAACUAAUAUGCCUUCCUUGCUCUGCUGUGUCACUUGCGUUUUUCUGCAAUUACUUGAAUAUAGUACAGUCACAGUUCAUGUGACGAGCCAAACAUAGAUCUUUUGAGCCAAUCUGUUUGAAAUCCCUCACUUUUCAACUUUGUUUAGACUUUGGUUGUGGUCAAAGAACAUAGUCCAUAGUAACAUUAAAUGUAGGUAUCACGGGUAUAGGAUUCAGAGUGAUUUUCAGUCACACCUGUGGCUUAUUUUAUUUAACCAGCUGACAUAUGAGAAACCACAUGUCAGCUAAUGAAAGGGGCCUAAUGUCCACACAUAUCUCUGUAAUUUACAAAACAGUUGAUUUGUGAGGAAUGUACGUGCGUUUCUUAUAUUGAGCAAGCAAUUUGUCUGUGUACUUCAUUGUAGGCUUGCCUUUUGUCUGAAAUUUGUCUUUCUAAAUGUGUUCUGCCUGUGAUUUCUGUCCUUUUGGUCAGUGUUGAUUCUUCAAAGUUACUUUAGUUGGAGUGUUUUUAUUUGUGUAUGUGAACUAUAGCCAUUUGUAUACUUUAUGAAAGACAUACCAGCAGAGAUGUAUUCUUGUUCCGUCUGUGUUUCUCGUCCAAGACUUAUUGUCAACAAUGCUACUUUGAGAAUGUACAUGACUUUUAUUUUGUUAAAAACCCACCACUUUUUCUGCAGUGUUCAAUAAAAUACAUAUUUUCUGUUUCUCCCCAA
Siniperca chuatsi (mandarin fish) is the source of this 2780-nucleotide messenger RNA. Its product is annotated as protein shisa-5-like. The record is from RefSeq and is a predicted model, not a curated record. NCBI's taxonomy places the organism in Eukaryota, Metazoa, Chordata, Actinopteri, Centrarchiformes, Sinipercidae. Bases 120 to 920 code for a protein of 266 amino acids. The transcript is spliced from 5 exons.